Molecule: messenger RNA, 2705 nt
Organism: Brienomyrus brachyistius
Lineage: Eukaryota; Metazoa; Chordata; Actinopteri; Osteoglossiformes; Mormyridae
Gene: lpar4
Product: lysophosphatidic acid receptor 4
Exons: 2
Coding region: 607-1674 (355 amino acids)
Biological process (GO): positive regulation of Rho protein signal transduction; phospholipase C-activating G protein-coupled receptor signaling pathway
Cellular component (GO): membrane
Molecular function (GO): lysophosphatidic acid receptor activity
Source: RefSeq, a predicted model, not a curated record
CUCUUCUCCGGCAAAGAUCGAGGUGCUAUUGUCCUUUUUCCUGUGGAGUGCAAACCCCGUUUUUUUUCUCUCUCUCUCUCCCUCCCUCCCUCCUGCUCUUUCCAUUUUAAAGCAGAUUUCCUCGCACGCGCGAGCGGCUUCACAAUGUCGCGGCUUUGGGAUUGUUUUUCUCUCGAGUCUGUUGCAAAGCGGAGACUUUAACUUGAGAGAAAGUGUCUUGGGAAUACGACGCGUUUCAGGUACAUUUCACACAGAUUUUAUUUUAAUAACUUUCCCCCUGCCUUGCCACUGAGGAAAAUGUCAAAAGACGGACUUUACUGUCACUGUGAAGUUUUAAACUAAACACGUUUGCAGCUAUAGGAUGAAGCUUGCGUUCAACUGACAGAUUAGCGAGACCAUCAAAAAACUGAGAAAGUGAGAACGGCCCACCGGUGCUAUCGAACUGCGUCAGCCUGUGAGCAACGAACAAGCACCACUUUGGCUUCAUGCCCAUGAUGGAUACACAGGGGAACUACUGGGGCCUAAGUUGUUGAGAGCUGAGAGUUUGACCUAGGCCUAGUCUCUCAACUUCUCCCAUUCCUUUGGCCCGACCUUAGCGGGCCCAACAUGUCAAGCCUGGUAUAUAAUGAGAGCAGUAUGGAGGAUUGCGGCAUUGAUGACUCCUUCAAGUACAACCUGUAUGGCGUUGUGUACAGUAUUGUGUUUGUGCUGGGCUUGAUAACCAACUGCGCCUCACUGUUCGUCUUCUGCUUUCGCAUGAAGAUGCGCAACGAGACUACACUUUUCAUGACUAAUCUAGCAGUGUCGGAUUUAGUCUUUGUAUUCACACUGCCUUUCAAAAUCUUCUACAAUGUCAACCGUCACUGGCCCUUUGGAGACUGGCUGUGUAAGCUGUCUGGAACUGCCUUCAUCACCAAUAUCUACGGUAGCAUGCUCUUUCUCACAUGCAUAAGCGUGGACCGCUUCCUGGCCAUUGUUUACCCAUUCCGGUCACGUUCGAUACGCACGCGGCGGAACGCGGCCAUCGUGUGUGCCGCCGUCUGGCUCCUGAUCCUGGGCGGCGGCAUCACUGUCACAUUCUUCUCCACCACCAACCGUGCCAAUUCCAACUCCAGCACAACCUGCUUUGAGGGCUUCUCCAAGAAGACGUGGAAGACCUACCUGUCGAAGAUCACCAUUUUCAUCGAAGUGGUGGGGUUCCUCAUCCCUCUGCUGCUUAACUUGGCCUGCUCCUCCAUGGUGCUGCGGACACUACGCAGGCCGGCCACACUCUGCCAGAUAGGCACCAACAAGGAGCGUGUCCUGCGCAUGAUUGUGGUGCACGUGGCUAUCUUCGUAGUCUGCUUUGUGCCGUACAACUCCAUUCUCUUCCUGUACGCCAUGGUCCGCACGCAGGCACUAGCCAGCUGUAGUGUAGAGCACUUUGCCCGCACACUCUAUCCAAUCACACUCUGUGUGGCUACGCUCAACUGCUGCUUCGACCCUGUUGUUUACUACUUCACCUCUGAGUCUUUCCAGAAGUCCCUGGGCACAGGCAAAUCCCACGCCAAGCAGGACAGCGUACUACGCACAGACAUCCCUCUCUCUAGCAAGGACCCCAGUGACUCCGAGCUAAUAGAAAGCCACCCCCCUUCUAGAAACGGCAAGGACUUCAUGUCAGAGACCCACUUCUGACUAGGUUGAGGAACCAGGUAAACUGGUGGCCAGCUCGUUGCCCGAGAUUGAGGGUCAAAAAGUUAAAAAAAAAAAAAAAAAACAUUGUUCUUUCAUGAGUCUCACAGGCAAAUUAAAGGGGAGAUGCUGUGAAGUCUUGAAGCACUGGGAACUAGGGUUUGCUGGAAGGAAAUGAUCAGUGUUAUUGACAUUAUACUGUAAAUCUACUGUUUGCUUUAAUGGAACCAUGUGACGUAUUUGGGUUAGCCUAAUGCUUCUGUUUAAACGUCCUUGAGCAGAUAACACGUUUUAAAUGGAGUUGGUGUGACUGGGCUUAGAAGGAGGUGUAAAUUUACUUGGGCAUUGUUCAAAAGCCUUGUCAAAGGUAAAAAAACAACAGUCAGGGCCAAGAUGGGCUCCUCUGGUAUACUGAGGACAGCCGCGUUGACGUAAGGUCACGCUCUGCAGGGCUUUCCCCACCAGUCAGACUCUUGUCCCCAUUUACCGUCACCACACUGAAGAGUGUCGAAUAUGCAGCUUGCUGGAGCCUCUGUUGUGCAUAGUUGUUGUGCAUACCGGCAUGACCACUGUUGCUUUUGUAAAUGGUCCCCCGGGAGGGAUUUUGAAGUGAACAAAUCCACUGACAUUCAUGUGUUUGAACAAUGCGUUUGCACAAUCUUCCACCUUGAUCGCCUUAUUCCCGUUAAGUCUAACUUGCAGCCAUGUACGUGCUCACAAAGAUGCAAACGAAUCUGCACUGCAUUAACUUUUUUUAAAAAAACAAAAAUGUCUCCCCUCACGUGCUAAAAUGAAAUAUUGCCCUAUUGCACUGCAUUCAAGUGUAUUAUAUUGUUCAUAUGAAAAGAUAGUAUUGAACAGAAACGGCUGUGCUCAAACGAAAUGAGGAUCAUGAUAAAGCAUUGCAAAUGUAAAACGAAAAAGAGACUGCAAUUGAACGUAGUGAACAAGUGUCCAUUGUUAACAACAGAGCACUUUUAUAUGUGGAAUUCUGUGAAUGUCUGCCUUGUAGACUGUGGAAUAAGGAAUAAUAA